Molecule: messenger RNA, 1262 nt
Organism: Oreochromis aureus
Lineage: Eukaryota; Metazoa; Chordata; Actinopteri; Cichliformes; Cichlidae
Exons: 2
Coding region: 152-868 (238 amino acids)
Source: RefSeq, a predicted model, not a curated record
ACCAUAUAAGACACAGCUGAUGAUUCUAAUGUUAGAGAGCUCUUGCAACUGGUGUUUGAGCUGUGCAGGGUUCUCGCUCUCUGGGAGAUGAUUGAAUAAAAAGAAAUAUAACUGUUUUAACACACUAUGAGUCGGUUUUCUCUGUUUUGUCAUGGGGAAAAAAGGAUCGGGUUUAAUACUUCCCAGAAGUGAAGAGGCGGGAAUAAGGACCAAGUUACAUGUGAUCAGUGAACUGCCGUUUCCCUCUGCGGAAUCUUCCACAAUACAGAUCUUCAAAAUGACGUCACCCCUAAGACUGCGGAUAAUCCUGGGUGAAGAUGAUGCCAGGAAGUUGAUUCUUCCUGCAGGGACACCGGUGUCAAUUGAAGAUUUGUGGCACACAGUAAAGACAAGUUUUGGAUUGCAGCAAGAUAUUCGACUUCAAUAUCAAGAUGAGGACUUUGGAAAUGAGUUCAUGAAUAUGCCAGACAUCUCAAAAGUAAAGGACAAAGGCACCCUUAAGGUGAUAUUUUUGCAAAGCCCACAGGAAGAAGAUGCAAGAACUUCUCAAAGCCAAGCAACAGAGUCUGUAUCCAUCUCCUCUGGUGACACAGAUGAUACAGAGCCUAUUUCAUCUUCAGUUUCUUCACCAUCCUCAAGGCACUGGGUUUGGCCAAGUGUCUUCACUGUACCACAAUUUAGCUGUGAUGCUGAAUUUGAGCUUGAGAAGGCCAACACUGCCUGCGCCAAUGGGGGAACUCUAUUGAACCCUUCACCAAAACUGAAAUCCCAAAUUCUGGAACAACUGGCUGAAGAAAUAUACAAAUUCGAAGCCUACCCAACAGACAAUGAUCUGACUGAUGAUGCAGAAGCUCUUGCCUUGCCUUAGAGAGCAGGGGUCUUUCAAUGGCUGUUAUGGGUAGAAGAUUAGCCUAAAAUAUAAAAUGGCUAACCUCCGCACCAAACUGAGAGGAUUUGGAUGUACUAAGGUGACCAUAAACUCCAUCAAAAACAAGUCUGGUGACAACCGUCAGGCAGCCUUCAAUGUGAAGAAACCCAAAAGAGCUGAAGUUAACUAUUGUCCACAGCAUCCAAAAGGAGAGACAUCAGAAAGUCUGGAACAGGAGAGAGUUGCAAUUCUUUCUGAGUUGACUAAAAGAAAUAAUGACUCUGUUGUGAGUGCGAAAAUGGAGAAGACUUUCUCAUACAGAAGGCAAGAAGUUCUUCAGGGUCAGCCGAUGGUUGCAGACUUCAAAAGCAGAUGGCCAGCUCUGUUCACUGAG